AUGGACUGUUCCCGCUGCCGUCGUCUCAAACUCGAUUGCAAAAUCGAGUCCAACUUCAAGCGAGUCGGAAAACGCAGUCGCAACGCCGAGAUGGAAAGGGAAAUAAUCGAGCUGAGGAGACAAAUUGCAAAUGCCAAUGCAACAAAUGCGUCGUUGAAAACUCAGGUGACGCCGGCCAAGCAGGAUGUAUCUGCCAUGUCGACACCACUAAGUGGAGCGAUGUAUCAGACCCCGACUCCGCUGUCGACAGAUCAGUACAUGGGUUCACAUGAAGCGGUUGCGUCUCUGUUGGACUUGAGGUCUGGGUUUGAUGGGCAGAAUUAUAUGCGGUCUGGCAGCCACCAAUUCAAGAGGAUAGAGGAUGUUAUGGUGGCAACAGAUCGGAUCAACGAACUAUUCAAUUUGUUCUUCACCUUUUAUCAUCCCUAUCUGCCGUUCCUCGACCGCGAGGUCACACCUGAAGAGUACUACGUGACCUCACCACUACUCUUCUGGAUGAUUAUCAGCGUAGGGGCACGCCGAUACCAAACCGAUAUUCAGCUACUGAACUCGUUGGCUGGUCCGGUGACACGUCUUGUCUGGAGCACAAUCGCCGACAUCCCUCAGAGCUUCCAUGCAGUCAAGGCUCUUUGCUUGCUUUGCACUUGGCCGUUCCCGACAAGUAGUACAUCGACUGACCCGACGUUCAUGCUAUCCGGCCUGAUGGUCCACGUUGCGAUGCAAUUGGGACUUCACCGACCUUCUCAUACUCAGGACUUUUCCAAGUUUCGAGUUGAGCUUAUUGAGUCGGAACUGCGGGACAAAGUCCGGACGUGGGCUAUUUGCAACGUAGUUGCACAAAGGGUUGCUACUGGCUACGGACAACCCCCUUCGACACUGUAUGACUGGACGUUAGGUGCUGGUGAACUCCUCGAUGUCAACUUUCAGCUACCUAGGGAGAUCAAGUCUCGGCUACAAAUCGAAGUGUUUGUUGACAAAGUUACAAAGGCAUUGUAUAACAAUCGGAGGAAUCCAGUGGGCUUGGCGGAAGACGGUCAACGAUCGUCUCUGAUGUCGUUCUUGACUCGGGAUUUUGAGGAAUUAGAGGAUCAAUUGAGAUCUGAAAACGAUGUGAUUACGGAUCUAUAUCUCAAAGCAGCGAACCUUCACCUACAGCUAUGUUCUUUCUUUGACGACCCCUCAUCGCAAGGAUACCGAGAGCGUUUGCUUUCAUUGCAUUCAGCGACCUGCAAUUUUUUGGAAUUGGCAUUGAACUUGGAAACAAACGUGGGCCCCGUGCUUCCUUAUACGCCAUAUUACAUUUACCAGAUCAUGCUCGCGGCGGGAUUUACUCUGAUGAAGCUUUGCAAGAGUUUCUUCUCAGCUCAUAUAGAUCUUGAGUACACGAAAAGACUGUUCAAUCGAACCAUCUGGUCCAUCCGAGCAAUUUCGGUCUCCAACAACGAUCUACCACAGCGAUUGACUGAAGUUAUGACCCAAAUGUGGAAGCAAGGGGGCGCUCCCACGCCACGACCGGCCUCUGCAUCAUCGGAAAUCGACGAUCAAUUACAACUCAAGGUGCGAUGCCGAAUGAGUAUGUCACUUGUUUUUGAUUCCGUCUGGCGUUGGCGAGAGGACGCUUUGGCCAAGGGUCGGAACAUAGAAGCAUCACUCAAAAACCCCACCGACCCCGAUUCCAACGGCGACACAGCAGGCUCAUCUCUCGCUCCACGCGCGUCGUCAACCACACCAGGAGUAACCGGCGACCCUAGCCUGGCACCUGCUCCACCACUGCCACAUGGUCUAUCACUAUCCUCCUCUUCCACUGGGGUCAACAACCUACCCAGUGGAUUCAUGGAACCCAAUUACGAGGUCUUUGAUCCGCUGAACUGGCUUCUUGACGGACUGGUUGAUUUCCCGUAUACGAUGCCUAUGCAGGCAAUCAUCCAGCUUCAGCGACCGGUCUUUUCCUCCUUGAAGGAGACCGCUCCAGAUCGAGAGCAUGAAGACCAAAAGUCUGAAAAAGGGCGAUACACCACCGACCUAGACAACGAUGAAUCUAGUCACAGGGUAAUUCGCAUCGAGUUCGAUUCUUCGCACGCUCCUCAGCCGUUCUUAGAGCCGGAACGACUCCAGAAAAUCAUGGAAGCGAGGCGCCAUAGGAGGUCGAAUGAACUCGAUGAUGAGGAAGGAGACGCGACCGAGGACAAUACAGCCACAGUGGCUACAGAAAGAGAAGUCCGACGAAGAGCAGCACAGACGGAUUAUGGCAGCAUGGCGAUUCGAGAUCGGAUGAUUCCGGAGUCAAAAGGCUACGGAGAUCGGUUUGCGGGAAGUGAAAUACCCAAUGACAUCAGCGCACCACAAAUGGCAGCGCAAAAACGAAAAAUGUCGGCGGGUGCAACCUCAUCGACUGCAAAACGGAGCAAUAGCUCUCAGUCAAAUGGAGCCAACGAUAUCAAAACCCCUCACCCCGGCGCGCAACAAGCCGAAGAUUUUGGCAUUGUCCUCCGCGAGUUCUACCCUCCUGAGAUGAGUAAUGCGCGCUGCGACGCAUACAACAACGGUACACUCGAACGGCCCAUCGACACACUCAACAGAGUCUACGCGGAGACCGAGAAAAGCCGAAAAGCCAUCAAACCCCGAAACGCAGUUGUGCAUUGGUUCAAAGGCGAUUUGCGUCUGAAAGACAACCGAGCGCUGAAGAUGGCGUCUGACUUAGCUGCCAAAAACGACGUUCCGUUGAUAUGCAUGUAUAUUAAUUCACCACAAGAUUUGACGGCCCAUUUGUCAAGUCCGGCGAGAGUGGAUUUUACGUUCCGGAAUUUGAAGGUGUUGCAGCAGAAGCUGGAUGAGUUGGAUAUACCACUGUACAUGGAGACGCAGGAAAGGCGGCAAAAUAUUCCCGGAAGAAUUGCGGAGUUAUGUGAGCAGUGGGGUGCGAGUCAUUUGUUUGCCAAUAUUGAGUAUGAGGUCGAUGAACUGAGGAGAGAGGCGAAACUUGUACGGCUGUUGGCUGAUAAGGGUGUUGCGUUUGAGACAGCGCAUGAUUCGUGUGUUGUCACUCCUGGUGCGUUGCAGAGUCAGCAGGGGAAACAGUAUGCGGUGUAUUCGCCGUGGUAUCGUGCCUGGAUGGCCUAUUUGCACCAGCACAGUGAUCAUAAUUUGAAUGUUCUGGAUACCCCUGGCAAAAAUCACGAGAGUGCGCGAAAGCAUUUCAAAGAUUUGUUUGGCUGUGAAACUCCGGAUGCGCCGGAGAACAAGCGUCUUUCAGACGAAGAGAAGCAGCGGUUUGAGAAGAUGUACCCUGAAGGCGAAGAAGAGGCGAUGCAGAGAUUGGAUACAUUCCUCAAGACCCGCGCAAAGGAUUACAACAAGAUGCGUAGCAUGGUGGACGGUCAAUACACAGCCGUCCUCAGUCCGUACUUUGCUGCUGGCGUACUAAGCGCAAGGACAGCCGUCUCCAAAGCCAAAGAUGCCAACAACGGCUACCUCGACGGCAAGAACGCCGGCAUCGCUUCAUGGAUCAGCGAAGUCGCCUGGCGCGAUUUCUACAAGCACGUCCUCGUGCACUGGCCAUACAUCUGUAUGAAUAAAUGCUUUAAACCCGAAUUCACCAAUGUCAACUGGGAAUACGACACAGACCUCUUCACGCUCUGGACCGAAGGCCGCACUGGCUUCCCCAUCGUCGACGCCGCCAUGCGCCAAAUCAAGCACGACGCCUGGAUGCACAACCGCAACCGCAUGAUCGUGUCCUCCUUCUUGUCGAAGGAUCUAAUGAUCGACUGGCGCCGCGGCGAGCGGUACUUUAUGGAGAACCUGAUCGACGGCGACUUUGCGUCCAACCACGGUGGAUGGGGGUUCGGAUCUAGUACGGGCGUUGAUCCGCAACCUUACUUUCGCAUUUUCAAUCCGCUGUUACAAAGUGAAAAGUUUGAUCCCAACGGGGACUUUAUCCGGAAGUGGGUGCCGGAAUUGAGGGCUAUCAAGGAUAAGAAGGCGAUUCAUGAUCCGUAUGCAAGAGGUGCAGGGCCUGUGGCGCAAAAGGCUGGGUAUCCGAGGCCGGUAGUUGAGCAUGCGAAGAGCCGGGAUAGGGCGUUGCAGAGGUAUAAGGAGGGGAUUGAGCGGGAUAAGCCAUGA
Talaromyces amestolkiae is the source of this 4119-nucleotide messenger RNA. RefSeq lists its product as uncharacterized. The record is from RefSeq and is a predicted model, not a curated record. NCBI's taxonomy places the organism in Eukaryota, Fungi, Ascomycota, Eurotiomycetes, Eurotiales, Trichocomaceae. Gene Ontology annotation, molecular function: zinc ion binding; DNA-binding transcription factor activity, RNA polymerase II-specific; transcription cis-regulatory region binding. Gene Ontology annotation, cellular component: nucleus. The transcript has 9 exons. Bases 1 to 4119 code for a protein of 1372 amino acids. Gene Ontology annotation, biological process: regulation of DNA-templated transcription; DNA-templated transcription.